AUGGCAAUGGCAUGGCCACUCGCUUUCUUCCUCUUUCUUCUAUCCCAAUCUCUCUCCCCGUCGCCGUCGCAGCCAAUCCUCCUCCCUCCACCUCACCCCGUCGCUCGUCCAGCCAUGGUCCUCCCUCUCUUUUCUCCUUCCAAUAAUUCCUCCAUAACGUUUCCCAACACUUCUCGUCGCCUCCUGAGAUCCAACUAUAACUCAUCUCAUCCCAGCGCUCGCAUGCGACUCUACGACGACCUCCUCAGCCGCGGGUAUUACACUACGCGGCUAUGGAUCGGGACACCUCCGCAGAAAUUUGCCCUUAUAGUCGAUACCGGAAGCACUGUUACUUACGUUCCUUGCUCUACUUGUGAAAAUUGUGGUACACAUCAGGAUCCAAAGUUUCAGCCCGAAAUGUCCAGUACUUACCAACCUGUAAAGUGCAGUUUGGAUUGCAACUGUGACCAAGACAGGGAUCAAUGUAUAUAUGAGAGACAGUAUGCUGAAAUGAGUGUCACUAGUGGUGUUCUUGCUGAGGAUGUCAUUUCAUUUGGGAAUCUAAGUGAACUUUUACCCCAGCGUACUGUUUUUGGUUGUGAAACCGAGGAAACCGGUGACCUAUACAGACAACAUGCAGACGGCAUUAUCGGAUUGGGCCGUGGUGAUCUCAGCAUUGUUGACCAGCUUGUGUAUAAAGGUGUGCUUAGUGAUUCUUUCUCAUUAUGUUAUGGUGGGAUGGAUGUUGGUGGGGGCGCUAUGGUUCUUGGUGGUAUAUCAGCACCAUCAGACAUGGUCUUUAGUUAUUCGGAUCCUACACGCAGUCCAUAUUACAACAUUCAGUUGAAAGAGAUACAUGUUGCUGGGAAGAAGCUAGGUUUGAACCCAAGCAUCUUUGAUGGAAAGUUUGGAACUGUUCUGGAUAGUGGUACAACAUAUGCAUAUCUACCAGAAAAAGUGUUUGCGGCCUUUAAGGAUGCUAUUAUGAAGGAACUUAAUAGCUUAAAGCAGAUCAGAGGCCCUGUUGCAAGUUACAAAGAUAUAUGCUUUUCUGGUGUUAGCAGUGAUGUCUCUCAACUCUCAAAAAAAUUUCCAACAGUGGAACUGGUAUUUGGCGAUCAGCAAAAGUUAUUGCUUUCACCUGAGAAUUACUUGUUUCGACAUUCUAAGGUAGAAGGUGCAUAUUGCCUUGGGAUCUUCCAAAAUGGUGUGGAUCCAACUACCCUUCUGGGAGGAAUCGUUGUGAGGAAUACUCUUGUUACAUAUGACCGCGAGCAUUCAAAGAUUGGUUUCUGGAAGACUAAUUGUUCUGAACUAUGGAAAAGACUUCAUGUAACUGGUGCACAGUCACCAUCACCUUCAUCUUCAAGUGGGAAGGACCAUUCAACCUUUGAAAUGCCACCUACGUCAGCUCCUGAUGGAACACCUUAUUAUGCUCUUCCAGGGGAUAUCGAAAUUGGUGCAAUUUCAUUGGAUAUAGCAUUGAGUGUCAACUACACAUAUCUAAGGCCGCGUCUGGUCGAACUUCUUGAGUUUAUGGCCAAGGAGCUAGAUGUUAAUGGUUCACAGGUCCAUUUAUUGGAUUUUUCAUCUGAAGGAAAUAGUUCUCUUGUGAGAUGGGCCAUAGUCCCUUCAAGAUCAGCAACCUACAUUUCUAAUGUUACUGCCCUAAACAUAAUAUCUCGGCUCGCGGAACAUCGUGUGACGAUUCCUGAAGCCUUCGGGAAUUAUCAGUUGGUGCAAUGGGAAGUGAAGCCUUCUUUGACGCAAACAUGGUGGCAGCAGCAUUACCUAGGGGCGCUUAUGUCUGUAAUCAUGUUAAUUAUUGUUGGAUUAUUAGCUUCUGGGAUUUGGCUGUGGAGACGCAGACAACAGAGGUUUGUUCUGUAUCAAUCCGUCAACGGAACAGCUCGGGAACACGAACUCCAACCACUGCAGUCUUAGAACCUGUGGGAGAAAAAGAAUGAGAAUUUCAGAGAGAUUUGGGGUAUGGAUU
Messenger RNA from Hibiscus syriacus, 1975 nucleotides. Its product is annotated as aspartic proteinase CDR1-like. Gene Ontology annotation, biological process: proteolysis. Gene Ontology annotation, molecular function: aspartic-type endopeptidase activity. The transcript is spliced from 12 exons. The coding region runs from base 1 to 1923 and encodes 640 amino acids. Lineage: Eukaryota; Viridiplantae; Streptophyta; Magnoliopsida; Malvales; Malvaceae. The record is from RefSeq and is a predicted model, not a curated record.